AUGUAUACGCUUUCAGUUGUUGGUCAAGGUCUUUGCAAGCGACACGUGGACCAACUGCUGCGAUAUACGGGAAGAGACAAGACACCUGAAACUGCGAAUGACGUAUGUUGUGCAUCAGCAUUUCACCCGCAGUAUCCGAUUGCCAUCUCCCCUGCACCUCCCUCCGUUGGUAUGCUGGAUAACAAUAACGCUUCGCCAGACAGCACAGUAUCCACGAACACGCAUUCUAAUGUCGAGACAUCUUCACGGGAAGGCAGUGAGCCAACUCCAAUACUAGAUGCGGAUAGAGGAGAGCCGGUGGUGGCAGAUCGGCAGAGUGUCUCGGCGGAGGGGAUUAUCGAUCGACAGGAUGGCGGGGAACAACCAUAUUCUGCUUCUGUUGCACCUAAGCCCGGUCCUUCCCCGCCACAUAGCGAUACCGAACAAAGCAACCGUCGUUGCCGUUAUAAUCAAAGGCCAAGAAAAAAGAAAAUUAUGUUCUCAAAUUAA
This is a messenger RNA of Parnassius apollo (apollo), 489 nucleotides long. NCBI's taxonomy places the organism in Eukaryota, Metazoa, Arthropoda, Insecta, Lepidoptera, Papilionidae. The record is from the annotation of a GenBank genome assembly.